Messenger RNA from Gastrolobium bilobum, 456 nucleotides. RefSeq lists its product as uncharacterized. Bases 1 to 456 code for a protein of 151 amino acids. The record is from RefSeq and is a predicted model, not a curated record. The transcript is spliced from 2 exons. NCBI's taxonomy places the organism in Eukaryota, Viridiplantae, Streptophyta, Magnoliopsida, Fabales, Fabaceae.
AUGGAUCAUGACUUGAAGACUUCGUUUUGGUGGCCGGGUAUGAAACGUGAUAUUACGGAGUAUGUAGCUCGGUGCCUAACAUGUCAGAAGGUGAAGUAUGAACAUCAGAAACCUUCGGGACUUCUUCAACCUCUAGAGAUUCCCGAAUGGAAAUGGGAUAGUAUUGCCAUGGACUUUGUAGUCAGACUUCCCAGGACGCAAGAAGGAUUUGAUGCCAUCUGGUUGAGAAGAUAUCUCUCUGAUCCAUCCUAUGUAUUACAGCCAGAAGAAAUGGACUUGGAGAAAAAUCUGACGUAUCUUGUUCAACCAUUCCAAAUUCUCGAGAGGUCAGUUAAACGAGUCCAUUCCAAGGAGAUACCGUUGGUGAAAGUUCUUUGGAACAACAAAUCGGCAUAUGAAGCCACUUGGGAGCGUGAAGAUGACAUUCGGAAUCGGGACCCGGAACUUUUUAAUUAA